UUUAUUUAUAAAAUCAUUUGUUUAUAAAAUUUUGUGACAUUAACAAUUUUUGUUGUGGGAAAAUUCCUCUGUGGGAAAUUAAUAUACAUCGAAUUAUGAGAAAGGCCCUUUUCAAUAAAUUGCACCAGUCAUGACUACUUUGCAUCAGGAAAUCGUCGUCCCAAAGCCUGAACAUGAGGCACAGGAAGUCGGCGGGAGCAGCCAGGAGAGCUUCAACGAAACGACAAAAGAACUCUUUCGUCGCGAGUCCCCCGUAAAAGAGCUCUCCCCUCCCCCCGUCGAACCGACCCCGAAGAGCACACCCACCUACAAACCCACCAGACCUGUCAAAGCCCCCCUUGCAAAAAAAGAAAGCGCGACCAAAAAAAAAUCCAACUCCGGGAUCCCUCUACGACUUAAAUCCGGGUCUAACACGAUGAACAAACCGGCGGCGAAAACCGGAACUUACCGCCAUUCCCAACCCAUGGGCCCUAUCAUCAACAAGAACACUCUGGAAGUCCAAUUUAUGAACAACAAGAAGCGACUUUUACAACUCCACACCGAACUUGUGGAGAAGCAAAGGCCGCUCUUGGAGAUGCAUAAAUCGCUCUUGAGGACGAAGAAACAGCUCGAGGAGUUGGGCAAAAAGGUGGUGCUCGAGGAUAUUAAAAUAGUGUCUCUGAAGACGGACGAUGUGAACCCAAAGAAUCAAUUAGACGGUGCUGGUGAAAAUCCCGCAGCUGAAACUGCGAUGAAUUUGAAAAGUUCAAUCGAAAAUGCUUUGGAGACUUGUGUAAAAGUUUGUAAAAAAUGUUUCGUGAAACGUGAUCAAGUUGUCAAAAUGUUGGAGAGUGCGUCAAAAUCCGCAAUAGAACCGUCAGAACUCGAGGCAGAAGUUGAAGAGCUUAAAAAGGAGAGAGACGACAUGGAGCAAACUGUCGAAAGUGCUAUCAAAGAAAACGAAAAGAAAAUCGAUGAGUUGAUCAACAACUGGCAAAAAGCCGUGAAAAUGGGCAGUAUGAAUGAACAGUUGAGUAACAAAAUUGCCGAGUUGGAGGAUACCAUCAGACAGCAACAGAAGGCGAUACAAGAUGCCGAAGAUAAUCUUCACUCACUAAAUCGGAAAUUUGAAGACAAGAAAGCAACGUACGAGAAGACCAUCAGCGAAUUGCAUGAUAAAAAUAAUAAACUUGAGGAAGAAAUGAAGAAAGAAAAAAAAAGUGCUAACGACAACUUGAUGAAAAGCAGAAGUAUGCGUAGCAAAGUCGCCGAGUUGGAAAGUCGUACCAAAGAAGCCGAAGAGAAGCACAAUGAAGUGUCCAACAAACUUAAGCAAUUGCAGGAUCAAAUGAGGCGGAAAGAAAUUCAAUGGAUGAAAGAAAAAGAUGAGCUGAAGAAAAACGAAGUACUCCUCCAACAAAAGUUUUGUGAGAAACAAUCUCAAUUCGAUACAAGGCUGAAAGACAUGGAGAAAAUGCAGAAAGAUACGGAACAACAGCAGCAAAAUUACUAUCGGAAUUUUGAAACUCAACUCGAAAUCAAAGACCAAGAAUUCGUGCUUCUUGAAAAAGAAAAGGAAGAGUUGGCGGAGAAAAGUCGGAUUUUGGAGGAUCAAUUAGAAGAAUUGAAAAAACAGCUUGAGUUAAAAGAGCGAGAAAUUGACCAGUUGAGUGUAAAAGCAGAUCCCAUGGCGGCCCUCGAGUACAGCAGUGAAAGCCAAUUGAUGGAAUUAAUGGAAUGCAAACGUAAAAUCGCGGAAGUGCAAAACACCAUUCAGCAACAAAACGACCAAAUUAAUAAAAUGCAAAGCUCGCUCAAAGCUCAUGCAAAACUGGCGGCUGCACUCAAACUGGAGAAAGACAAUGCAAUCAAAUACUCGAAUAAAUUAAGAGAAGUGUUGCAGGAGGCGCACGACGAGAUCGAGUACAAAAACAAGACCAUUUACAAAAUCCACGAGAAAUUGGUCCUGAAAGAUCGGGAUUAUGACAAGUUGAAGGAGCAGUUGAAGGAAUUGGAGACGUUUUCGGAGCAAUACGGCGGCGACAAGUGGAACAACAGAAACAGGUGCCAGAUCUGCAUGACAUCUCUCAGUGGAGAAAAGGAAAAUUCAUCAUACGUCGAAAGCGAAGUGGGUAAACGUAGUGCUAGAUUCCCGCAAUACGUGUCUGAAUCGUUGAUUGGCAUGUCUGUGAAAAAAGUUGAUCAUCUCCGGGCACGGCUCGACAAUUUGAAGAAAAUGAAACUUCCGAGUAAUUCAGGGAAAAAGCAUCUCAACGUCAAAUAUUCGUUCACGGCAAGAGACGCGAAACCGAUUAGCAAUCGGCUUCAAAAACAAAUCGAGUUGAGGGGGAAAUUGUAUCAAAUUUUGCAAAAACAUGCCGAUCAAUCUUGUGAGGACUUCAUAAAUUUGUUAAAGUUGACGGUGUCAAAUGCGGAAAAAACUACCGAAGAAUUAAAACCUUCAAACAUUAGAGACAUUGAGGAAACGCUCCAAAAUGUCCCGCGAGAUUUUUCAAAUAUUAAAAUAACCGAUUCGUAUAGUGGCAUUUCGCAGUAUCUCGAAGCGGCCCCACUUAAUGAAUUUUACGGAAAAUUUGGUACUCCUACCUACUCAGACACUGACGACAUGAUUUGCUAGUUUCCUUUUAUUGUUAGUUAAAGAAAGGUUUGAAGGAUUUAAUUCUGUCAUUUGUGAUGGUUUAGUACAAGUGUUUUUUUGUAUUUCAGAGCGAAAAUUAAAUUCAUCAGGCCUUUCUCAUCCAUCAAUGAACAAACCCAAAAAUGUACAAUAACAAGGAACAAUAAUAAAAGAUGCUAUGUAUAAAAAAAA
Molecule: messenger RNA, 2809 nt
Organism: Tribolium madens (black flour beetle)
Lineage: Eukaryota; Metazoa; Arthropoda; Insecta; Coleoptera; Tenebrionidae
Product: intracellular protein transport protein USO1-like
Exons: 7
Coding region: 131-2617 (828 amino acids)
Source: RefSeq, a predicted model, not a curated record